GCCAAUGGCAGGGCACAUAUAGACAAACAAUCAUUCACACUCACAGUCAUACCCAUGGACAAUUUUUAGAGUCGCCAAUUAACCUCACUUGCAUGUUUUUGGGAUGUGGGAGGAAACCGGAGUACCCGGAGAAAACCCACACGCACACGGGGAGAACAUGCAAACUCCACACAGAAAUGCCCAAGGGAGAAUCGUACCCAGGUCUUCCCGAUCUCCAGACUGUGACUGUGUGGCCAACGUGCUAACCACUAGACCCCUAAAUACCUACUUUUUAAAAAAUUAUUAUUGUAAAUAUGUAGCUACACUUUCUAUAUAUAUAGUAAUAGGUAGAUCUUUGGGACUUGGUCAUUUUAAAAGUAGCUCGCAGGAUAAAAAAGUGUGAGCACCCCUGCUCUAGAGAGUUGAAGUGAAAGGAAAAGAGGUUAAAUCAGGCAGCAGGAUGCUUUGAUGAAUGAUCUCCAAGAGAUUGUUUUUUGUAUCUUUUCAGGUUACGUUCAAUUACAGGUGGGCUUCGUGUUAACGACAUGGCAUUGGCAGAAGCUACUCCUCGAGGGAAUGGGGCUUUUGGCAGACCCCACGCUUAUAACAACAGAAAACUAGUAUGAGCCAGCUAACAAUGCACGUCAUGGGCGGUACCUAUUUUGAUGCUGAAGCCCUAACAAACAACCCUCAAAAAAGCACCACCAGUUCCAUUUCAAGAUGGACGAACUACGAGCAAGGAUUACAGCUCAAAGUGAGAUCAGGGAAUGCUGUGUCCUCACUUUCACAGAAACCUGGCUGACGGAGGAUAUCCCGGACUCGGCGAUCCAGUUGGAAUCAUUUGCUGCUUACCGGGGAGAUCGGACUUUAGCAUCUGGUAAACACAGAGGUGGCGGCGUCUGUGUUUACGUAAACAAACGGUGGUGCACAGACGUACAGACGAUGGAAAAGCACUGCUCGCAGGACAUUGAGCUGCUGAUGGUGAAAUGCAGACCUUUUUAUUUGCCUCGUGAGUUUAGCGCUGUGUAUUUAACUGCUGUUUACAUCCCACCACAAGCUAACACCGCUAACGCACUAGGCCUCCUGCAUGACAUCAUUGAUAAACACGAGACCAAACACCCAGACACUGUAUUCAUUAUAUCUGGCGAUUUCAACCACUGUAACCUCAGGACUGUCCUCCCCAAAUAUUACCAGCAUGUGAGCUUUCCCACAAGGGAAAAUAACAUCCUGGACCAAGUCUACAGCAACAUGAAAGGUGCUUUGAAGGCUGUUCCAAGACCCCACUUUGGAAAGGCCGACCACAUCUCUAUAUUCCUUUAUCCAACAUACAGACAACUUCUUAAACAAGCUCCCCCUGUAAGUACAGCAGUUAAAGUGUGUAAUGAAGAAACUGAUCAAGUACUUCAGGACUGCUUUGGCUGCACAAACUGGGAUGUGUUUAAAACUGCAGCGGGGAGGGAAGAUUGUACUGUUGAUUUGGAUGAAUAUGCUUCUGCUGUUACUGGCUACAUUAGCACAUGCAUAGAGACUGUUACCACCACCAAGUAUUACAGAAAAUACCCUAACCAAAAACAGUGGAUGAACUGUGAUGUAAGGGCUAAGCUACGUGCUCGUUCAACUGCAUUUGUCAUGGGCACCGCUGAUGACUACAAAAAGGCCAGAUAUGACCUGAGGAGGUCCAUACGAGAGGCCAAAAGCCAGUACAGACAGAAGCUGGAGGGCUACUAUUCCACCUCAGACCCUCGGCGCAUGUGGGCGGGGCUCCAGCACAUCACAGACUACCGACAGCAGAGUAGCGUACCCACGUCCAGCCAAACCACACUUCCUGAUGAGCUGAACGAGUUCUAUGCCCGCUUUGACUCCCAAACUCCUGAUGAGCAGAGAGGGUGGCUGGACUUGGGGAGCACACAGGACUCACCUCUCAUGGUGACAUCAGCUGAUGUGCGCAGGGUUCUAAACAAAACAAACCCACGAAAAGCAGCAGGCACAGACAACAUCUCAGGACGUGCACUUCGGGUUUGCUCAUCAGAGCUAGCUGAUGUGCUUGCUGACAUAUUUAACCUGUCGCUUGCACAAGCAUCUGUACCGACCUGCUUUAAGUCCACCACCAUAGUGCCCGUACCCAAGAAGAGCAACGUGACCUGCUUGAAUGACUAUCGCCCUAUAGCACUCACUCCUAUUGUUAUGAAGUGCUUUGAAAGAUUAGUCAUGACCCACAUCAAAAAGAGCAUCCUGGCGGCAACUGUAGACCCUCUACAGUUUGCAUAUCGCCAGAACCGAUCCACGGAUGAUGCAGUCAACACUGCCAUCCACACAGCCCUUUCUCACCUACAGGGACAGGACACAUAUGUCACAAUGCUAUUUAUAGACUAUAGCUCUGCUUUUAAUACAGUCAGCCCCCACAAACUCACAAAUAAGCUCCUCACACUUGUCCUGUCUCCCUCCCUCUGUAACUGGGUGUUUAACUUUCUCACAGGCAGGCCCCAGUCAGUCAGAGUCCACAAUCGCACAUCCAGCUCAAGAAUUGUGAGCACUGGGACCCCACAGGGGUGUGUGCUGAGUCCGCUCCUCUACACGCUCUUCACCUACGAUUGCGUGGCCUCCCAGAACAACACCAGCAUCAUUAAAUUUGCGGAUGAAACUACAGUCAUCGGACUGAUCACUGGUGGUGUUGAAACAUCAUACAGAAGAGAGGUGGCGGACCUCAUAGCUUGGUGUCGUGAUAACAAUCUCCUUCUCAAUACAGAUAAGACUAAAGAGAUGAUCAUCGACCCAAGAACAAGGGAAAAGGAGCCGCAUAGACCCCUGUUUAUUGGUGAGACUGAGGUGGAGAGGGUGAAAACCUUCAAGUUCCUUGGCACACACAUCAGCGAGGACCUCACCUGGUCUCACAACACCCAACAAAUUCUGAAGAAGUCCCAAAGGAGACUGUACUUCCUGAGAAGACUGAGGAAAUUUGGCAUGUCCACCAUAAUCCUGAGUUGCUCCUACAGAUGCACUAUGGAAAGUGUCCUUACCGCCUCCAUCACUGUUUGGUACGGUAACUGUACAACACGUGAUAGGAAGGCACUCCAGCGGGUGAUCAAGACCUCACAGAACAUUGUUGGGGCAGCCCUCCCCUCACUGCAAGACAUUUAUAAAACUAGAGUCCUACGAAGAACACACAACCUCAUCAAGGACAGCACACAUCCACAACACUCAUUAUUCACACUCCUACCGUCAGGCAGACGCUACAGGAGUUUGAAGUCCAGGACCACAAGGCUGGCAAACAGCUUUUACCCACAGGCCAUCAGGCUUCUCAACGAAGCACUCACACACGCAACACAAGCACACACUCAUAGCACUUUAUUUAUUUAUUUGUAUUAUUUAUUUGUAUUAAUGUCUCUUCUGUUUUGUUGCUUAAUUUAUUGGUAUAUAUGUUUAUGUGUUUAUGUUUCUUAUGUUCUUAUUCUUUCUUGUGUUUUCUUUCUUUUCUUGGGAGAAUGAACAGAAUAAGAUUUUCAUUGCAUAGUAUAACUGCUGUUUUACCAUGCACAUGACAAUAAAACUCUCUUGAAUCUCUUGAAUCUUGAUUUCUGUAACUGACCUGUGUAUUAACCAAGCUACACUGAUAUUGUUAUUGUAGCAGCUAACACAAAAAUCUAUGUUUAUUUGGCGGAGUAACACGACGCCUCAAGCCACUGCAAUGGGACGGAUGGAAGAGUGGAUACCACUCGCUCUAAAUUUUGCUACAAAGACUCAACAAGAUGGUUGUUCGCGGUCAACAUUUUUUACCUGAGGACCGGAGCACAAGUCUCGUGCUGGGAGACAGCCAUCCCAGUGAGAGCGGACACUGGAAGAGUCGUCGCUGUUUGUAUGCAGCUGUUGGUGAAGGAAGUCGAAAUAAGACCCCCCCAUGACGUGCAUUGUUCGCUGGCUCAUUUUCUCUCCUUAGAACGCACAGUAAAAGGAAAGAAAUAUGUGUUCAUGUUUCACAUAAGGAUUUUGGAUGAUGGGCAAAAUUCCCCCAAAAAGUACACCUUUCUUUUAAAGGAAAAGCCCAUCCAUCAUCCACAGUCCUUAUGUGAGACAUACAUGGAAUGUGACAAACCUAUCCCGCCUAUAGACUUUCAAAAAGAGCCUGCAAAAGUUACAGCGACAUUGGGCCUCAUUCAUGAAACGUUCUUACGCACAAAUGUGUUCUUAAAGCCUUCUUACGGAGAUUUUUGGCAUUCACGAAACAUGUUCUUAACUCACAGUUCUUAGAUCUAAGAACAAAUUCCACGAACGCUCAGGAGGACUCUUACGCACAAUCAAAGCUUGCACUUUAAAUGCGCAAUCGCCCUCAUGAUGGAUUUUGCAACCUGAUCCCAAAAAAAGUAGUGCAAAUAAAAUAUCCCAACAAUUAUUUAUCAUCAAAAAAACUAAAAUAUACUCCAUGGAUAAAUAUAUAUUCAAAUCCCAAUUCAUUCAUCCAUUUCCCUACCUCAAUCGCAAACGGUAUCACUCAAUUAAUAUCCAAAUAAUCUCAGAUUCGCAACAAGAUUCUGAAUGUUGUUGCAAGUUUCCCUGGAGGUACACACGACUCCUACAUUUUCCGAAAUUCCUCCGUUGGAAUGCACCUGAGUCAUGGCGCAGCAUGUGACGGAUGGUUAAUCGGUGCGGAAAAUGUUAAUUUCUUGCCUUUUGCAUGUUGUUAUGUGGCCAUUAACUUAUUUUACAGGUGAUCGAGGCUAUGCCCUGGCACCUUGGCUCAUGACACCAUUGAAUAAUCCGUAGACCCCACAAGAACAAAUGUACAACCAAAAGCACAAACGUACACGCUCCUGCGCACCAUCGGUGUACUCAAGGGACGCUGGAUGUGUUUGGACACUGCAGGUGGAAGGCUGCUCUACAAACAAGAAAAGGUACAGUAGGUUUUGUAGUAUUUAAUAUUAGGUUUUAGUUUAAUUAUGCUUUGGAAUGGCAAAAAAAUAAGAGGCAAACAUUCUGAUUCUUUGUGAAGGCUCUCAUUAAUCCAGGAAUUCUCCAUUGUAAAUAUGUUUUAUUUGGUCAACUGGAUAAAUCAUUGAUUCUCUGUUGUUGCAGGUGUGCAGGAUCAUAAUGGCCUGCUUGCAUAACAUCGCAAUGAAACGUGGUGUGCCUAUUGUGCACGUAGCACCCCCAGAUAACGACAUGCGCCCCCAGCCACGUCUUGAGCCAGAGCACGGGGCUGCUGAAUUAAUUAGGCAGCGUCUAAUCAAAUGUAACCACAGAAAAAAUACAUUGUCACACACAAACUAUGUAUUUUGACUUUAUUUUUCCAUCAUGAUUGUGUAAAUAUUUUCUAGAGUUUCCGAAAUGGUUUGGUUUCUGAUUGAUGGCCCACCUCCCGUUUCCUCCAGAUCCCUCCGGUGCAGUCCAAUCUUUUUUUUUAGUCUAUUUUAAGUCAAACCACUUCUUUUUAACCUCUGCGGUUGCACGUUUCUCCGUGGAAACGGCAUUUAUGUUUCCUGCAAUGGUGCUCCAUGCCGACUCUUUUUGGAUGGCCUGGUGACCGGUGGAUACACGUGAAAAUAAGGUGGUCUUGUGUUGGCUCACUCCUUGUAAAAGCAUCUCUAUUUCAGUACAAUUGAAGUUUUUCUUCUGUUUGUUGUCCAGCUGCUCCUCAGUCUUGCCCUUGCACGUUGCCAUCUCCGCCUCCAGCUGCCUGUUGCGCACGGCACACUUGUUACCUUAUAUAGGAAAUAAUAGGCGGUGACCUAUGCAAAUUAGGCCUCACAUGCACGUGCAUUGCAGUUGGCAUUCAUCAACCUAAGAACAGCGGUGCGAACGAUUAUCCCUACUUAAGAACGUGUCGUGAAUGUGGCGCAGUUUCCAACCCGCGCCUUCUUAAGUACACUUCUUAAGAAGACUUUUAAGAAGAUGUUCGGAAAUGAGGCCCAUUGUUAUUAUUAUUGUUAUUAUCAUUGUUAUGCCCAAGAACUACGCCACUUGUGACACCUCUCCACUAGCCGGCUAGUGACUAACUUCGCCGCACACUCGUUCACAAUGCUUGGGGCCACUGGCGAAAGGCAGCGCUACAUGUUGGAGCUGCCUCCACUGCUGCCAUGCUUGUUAGCUUUUCCAAGGUAAAAAAACAAACGCUCCAUUCUAUGUUGCUGUCUCCAUUCUAUGUUGUUCUGCGCCCACGAACAAAGCUCUACUAAUGUUUCACAUGACCAAAAUACGGCAAAAUAUACUGUAAGUAUUAGAUGUUAUGUGCAUGUUACUACAUGCUCGCAGCAUGGAUAUAAAACCAUAAAACUUGUUGGAGGUUGGAGGUUUUAAUAGUGGGCUUCUGAGGCGGAAUAGGUGUGUCCCAUUAAUUAGCUGACUCUUUUUUGCUGUUUUUGUAUCUGUAGCAUGCACAGAAAAGAGAAAGGCGUGCCUUCAUAAGGUUUGUGGAUGAUGGGCAAAAUUCCCCAAAAAGUGCACUUUUCUUUUAAGGAAUUUAGCAAAACAUGUUGUGAAAGAGCAACUGUUAAAGAACCUCGGGUCUAGUUGACAUCUUAUUUGAUGCCGUUUGAGUUUCCAGAAAGAUUUAUUCUACAAUAUAAUUACCCCCUCUUGGGGUUCCCAAAAGCCCCAAAAGUUGCAUGCUUGGUCCAGGCCGCUCAGCUGCUGCAACCACCAUGAAGGGUAAAGAUGAUAUCUUUGAACAAGUGAAAGGAUGUGCUCCUAUGAAAUGGACAGUAAUAACUAAGCACUGUAGUGCUCUCAUUAUUGACACUCUCCCUCCCUUGCAAAGCCCCUUCCAGCGUACCAUUUUUAUUCGAUUUAAUAUUUGUUUGACUGUGUUUUAUAUGCUCUUCAUGUGUUCUGUGUACAGAGGGACUUAUUUAGUUAUCUUUUAGGUAUGAGUUUCCACUUGCACCAAAACUUAGCUUAGGUCACCAGCGUAGGAAGAGAACUUGUACGGAGACCGAGGACCUUCUGUGUUUAUUUUUUUUAUGGCGUUGCUCUUUUCUGUAUUUGUACGCCUUCAGCAGAAAAAUCUCCGUUAGUUCCACGUCUUUUACUCGUCUUUGUCUCUCUCGUCCCGUUCUUCUUCUCAUCCCCACCUGGACAUCCAGCGUUUAUUGUCGCCAUUCAGUUCCUUUCCAUGUGAAAAAAUUGCUUUUCCUGACAGGAAGAUACAUUUGUCUUCCACUAUAUGGACGGUCGAAAUAACUUUUUCCCAAAUGUUUCCCCGCAAAAAUACCCCGAUCAGGUAUUUGUGCAACAUUGGCUCAAAUGUCUUCUGUGGGGCUUUUCUUGGACAUAGUCGACGUCCUCGCCUCUUAAAUCCUCUCCAUGGUCCCAUCUGUUUGUCUCCCAGACAGACGCCGGAGCAGAAGCCCAGCCUGAAGACAUAUGGACGUCGCUUUUGCUUCACUGCUUCAAUAACGGUGCUUUAAAUGACACCCAAACUGUCCAAGAACUUUCACCAAGAUUUCCGUCAUGUAAAGGUCGCCCAGAUAUUACAGAACUGAUUUCUAAGGACAUCGUCACAGUAAUAUGUGUUUUUGGGCACCGAAGGUGAUAAACGCCUAUCAUCUACUGCCCUUGAUGGCUCCACUUUUGAGAGAAGAAUCACUUUUCAAGUUGGCCCCAAUUGCAAGAGCAGC
Messenger RNA from Dunckerocampus dactyliophorus (ringed pipefish), 7586 nucleotides. RefSeq lists its product as uncharacterized. NCBI's taxonomy places the organism in Eukaryota, Metazoa, Chordata, Actinopteri, Syngnathiformes, Syngnathidae. The coding region runs from base 700 to 3465 and encodes 921 amino acids. The transcript is spliced from 2 exons. Gene Ontology annotation, molecular function: 2-oxoglutarate-dependent dioxygenase activity; methyltransferase activity. The record is from RefSeq and is a predicted model, not a curated record.